Mobula hypostoma (lesser devil ray) is the source of this 2667-nucleotide messenger RNA. RefSeq names its product CLPTM1 like (gene clptm1l). NCBI's taxonomy places the organism in Eukaryota, Metazoa, Chordata, Chondrichthyes, Myliobatiformes, Myliobatidae. The record is from RefSeq and is a predicted model, not a curated record. The transcript has 17 exons. Gene Ontology annotation, cellular component: endomembrane system; membrane. Bases 139 to 1764 code for a protein of 541 amino acids.
CCCUGAGGCAGCGAUGGGGGCCGGUCGCUGAUCAUCGUCGGUGCGGCUCGGAGCCCCGACCCGCUCUGUGUGUCUGUACCCGCGUCCGUGCCGCUGUAAUAUGUUGUAGCAGUCGCUGUCGGCCUGAGCUGCGGCGGUAUGUUUGGGUUCAAGGCGAGCUCCUUCACCACCUUAAUCGUGGUGGCUUUCGUCGCCUACGUGUUGCACACAUGCUGGGUGAUGUAUGGCAUAGUUUACACUAAACCCUGCUCCAGUCCCAAGGCACAGAACUGCAUUAAGCCAUAUCUAGCCGGGAACCCUAGAAUACAGCUGAGCAUUUAUACUUCAACAAAAAGCAGUGUUACCGAUGGAGCCAAUCUAAACCUUAUGUUGAAUAUCGAACACUUUGAUGUCAACUCUAAAUUUGAGAGGGAUGUCAAUGUUUCACUACCAAAGAAAACCCGUAGCAAUGGGACACUGUACACUCAUUUGUUUCUGCACCACGUUGGGAUGCCACCUUGGCACGACAGCAAGCAUGUGUAUGCCAUUGGACGCCUGACAACAUAUAUGAUUCCUAAGCCUGAGGAAAUCAACUUAAUUACUGGAGAGACCAAUAGCCAAGAAACAGUGACUCCUGCUGACGCUAAAGUUCCAGACCGACCUGUUGCACACUGGAGAUCAAGACUCACCAUCAAUAUCAUGGCUGACAACUUUACUUUUGAUGGCUCAGCUCUUCCUCCUGAUGUACACAGAUAUUUAAAGCUCAUGCAACAUGGAAAAACUCUGCAGUACCUUCCUAUACUGUUUGUUGAUGAGCUGAGUAACCGAGUGAGAGAUUUGAAAAUAAUAAAUGCCACAACUGUUACACUGCCACUUACAAUCAGUUAUGAUGCUAUAUCACUGGGGAAGCUCCGGUUUUGGACACACAUGCAAGAGGCCGUCUAUUCACUGCAACAGUUUGGUUUCACUGAAAAAGACGUUGAUGAAGUAAAAGGCAUCUUUGUAGAUACUAAUCUCUACUUUCUGGCUUUAACAUUCUUUGUUGCGGCAUUCCACCUUCUUUUUGAUUUCUUGGCUUUUAAAAAUGACAUUACCUUUUGGAGGCGGAAGAAAAACAUGGUUGGCAUGUCAACAAAAGCGGUCCUUUGGCGGUGCUUUAGUACGAUUGUGGUAUUUCUUUUCCUUUUGGAUGAACAGACCAGUUUAUUAGUACUCAUUCCAGCUGGCAUUGGUGCAGUUAUUGAGGUCUGGAAAGUUAAGAAAGCCUUUAAGAUGACCAUGAAGUGGCAUGGAUUAAAGCCAGUAUUUCAGUUUGGAACAUUUGAUGAAUCUGAAAAAAAGACUGAAGAAUAUGAUACUCAGGCAAUGAAAUAUUUGUCUUAUAUACUUUAUCCUCUUUGUUUUGGUGGAGCUGUAUAUUCCUUAUUAAAUAUGAAGUACAAAAGCUGGUACUCAUGGUUGAUCAACAGUUUAGUUAAUGGUGUCUAUGCUUUUGGAUUCCUAUUUAUGCUGCCUCAACUGUUUGUUAAUUAUAAGUUAAAGUCUGUGGCACAUUUACCAUGGAAGGCUUUUAUGUAUAAAGCAUUCAACACCUUUAUAGAUGAUGUUUUUGCCUUCAUCAUCACCAUGCCAACGUCACAUAGACUCGCUUGCUUCAGAGACGAUGUAGUAUUCCUUGUUUACCUGUACCAGAGAUGGCUUUACCCGGUGGAUAAAUCCAGGAUAAAUGAGUUUGGUGAAUCAUAUGUUGAAAAAGAGACUAAAGGAAAGCUGCAUAAAAACUGAUUUCAGAAUGAACUUCCUUUGCAACUAGCCUCUGUUCAUUUGCAAGCAACCUUUAUUGCACUGCUGUCUGCAGCACAGUUACAUCAUUGAUAUUUUCUGCCUGUGACUGCAGUAUUCUCCAGUAGUGCCAACCAUUUUGGAUGUAUAAUUCCGGGAGUUGUAACAGUAUUACUCUUACGAAGAAGGUAGAAAAUAUAAACUAUAACAUUGCUGUUUAACAGCAGAAUUCAGAUUUGUAAUUUGCUGUUUCUUCCAAGGGUUAAUCGAACUGAGAGGGAGGUUCUGGGAUGUUAGUCUAUUAGAAUGCCAGCCACUGUUGAUCAACUUCAUCCAGGACUGAAGUAUUCAGGCAUCCACUCGCUGUACUUUUCCCAGCUUGGUUUCGGUUUACUUGUCUACAAUUAUUUUUGAGUACAAAAUCUAAAAUGUGAAUGGCUUAUCUAGCAGCUUUAGUCAGUGUCUUUGGUUUUGUGCAACAGUGGUUAUUACAGGAACAUUAGUUCCACACUCCAUGUUAAUUCUGAUAAGUUUCAAGUAUUCUUCAAAAAAACUCAUUUUCAAAUUAGAUAUUAAACAUACAUCAUUAAUUUGUGGAAGCCAAGAAAUUUUUUUUCAGAUUGUUUAAAAGUGGAUACAAUUUGCAUGAAUCAGUUUGACUGGAAGCAAACUGAUUUUCUCUCAUAUCAUUGAAAUUCAAAGUUUCUUUUAAAGAAUAUUUUAAGCCAAAUAACAUAAAAAUUUAUAUAACAGGAAGAAAAUUUCACAGCCAAAUAUGGUAAAUUCCAACAAAAUAAUUUAAAUACAAAAUAAUCUGCAGGUGCUGGGGUCAAAGCAACAUUCACUACACUCUGGAGGAACUCAGCUGGUCAGGCAGCAUCCAUGGAAACGAUCAGUCAACGUUUC